AUGAGUUUAAGUGCGGCUGAGGAAGAUUCAGCUCCGGAAAUUCAUCUUCCCGCUGAUAUAGAUUGGGAGAUGUUGGAUAAAUCCAAGUUUUUCUUCCUCGGGGCAGCACUAUUUUCAGGCGUUUCAGGCACACUUUAUCCAAUAGUGGUGUUGAAAACGCGCCAGCAAGUGAUGUUGAAUGAGAUUUCAUCACUGAAAAUGGCGAGCUCCAUUUUAAAAUUCGAGGGAUACAGAGGAUUUUACAGGGGAUUCGGGACUUCCCUUAUGGGAACGAUUCCUGCACGUGCCCUUUACAUGGGGGCUCUUGAAGUGACAAAGGGUAAUGUAGGCAAUCUUGCUACUGGUCGGUUGGGAUUAUCCUCGGCCUCGGCCUCUGCUAUUGCUAAUGCUGCUGCAGGCCUAAGUGCAGCAAUGGCUGCACAAUUGGUUUGGACACCUAUCGAUGUUGUGAGCCAGAGACUGAUGGUUCAAGGUGGUACUGGUGGUUGUAAAGCCAGUAGUUGUUCAGUUGGCUCAAAAACAUAUAAUGGUGGGAUUGAUGCAUUUAAAAAGAUUAUAUAUGCUGACGGAGUGAGGGGAUUGUAUAGGGGUUUUGGGAUAUCAAUAUUGACUUAUGCACCUUCCAAUGCUGUGUGGUGGGCUUCUUACUCUAUCGCUCAUAGAUUGAUUUGGGGCUGCGUAGGUUGUUAUUGCUGCAAGAAAAAUGAGAGUGGUUAUAGGCCGGAUGGGAAGGCAAUGGUGGCAGUUCAGGGGUUCAGUGCUUCAUUCGCUAGUGGGGUAUCGGCUUUGGUUACAAUGCCUCUCGACACAAUCAAGACGAGGUUGCAGGUUUUGGAUGGAGAGGGAAGAGGGAGUGUUCGAGCGCCAACUAUUUUACAGACAGUGAGGAACUUGGUUAAAGAAGGUGGAGUAAGUGCUUGUUACAGAGGUUUAGGUCCUAGGUGGGCUUCAAUGUCUAUGUCUGCAACAACCAUGAUCACAACGUACGAGUUUCUCAAGCGACUAUCGGCUAAAAGUCAAGAGAGUUAUGCUUGA
Molecule: messenger RNA, 1035 nt
Organism: Fraxinus pennsylvanica
Lineage: Eukaryota; Viridiplantae; Streptophyta; Magnoliopsida; Lamiales; Oleaceae
Source: the annotation of a GenBank genome assembly